UUUCCUCAGUGCCCUCUCCCCAUCUGGGGCUGAUCUCUGAUGACAGAGCCUCCAUGGAGUGUGUAAAUGACACUGUGGUCAGAGAAUUUGUCUUCCUUGGCUUCUCGUCUCUGGCUGAGCUGCAGCUGCUACUCUUUGCCAUCUUCCUGUCCCUCUAUUUGUUCACUCUGAGCACCAACGCUGUAAUUGUUUCCACCAUUGUGCUAGACAGAGCCCUUCAUACGCCCAUGUACUUCUUCCUUUCUGUCCUGUCCUGUUCUGAGACCUGCUACACCUUCGUCAUUGUGCCCAAGAUGCUGGUUGACUUGCUGGCGCGGAAGAAGAGCAUCUCUUUCCUCGGCUGCGCCAUCCAAAUGUUCACCUUCCUCUUCCUCGGCUGUUCUCAUUCCUUCCUGCUGGCAGCCAUGGGUUAUGAUCGAUACGUGGCCAUUUGCCACCCUCUGCGCUACACGGUGCUCAUGGGGCACAGGGUAUGCGUGGGGCUAGUAGCUGCUGCGUGUGUCUGUGGCUUCACUGUGGCACAGGUAAUCACAUCCCUGGUGUUUCGUCUACCCUUCCGCUCUUCCAAUCAACUCCACCACUUUUUCUGUGACAUCUCCCCUGUUCUCCAGUUGGCAUCUCACCACCCUCACUCCACUCAGAUCACCAUCUUCCUGCUUUGCGCGCUGGUCUUGGUUAUCCCUCUCUUCUUGAUCCUGGUAUCAUAUAUUCACAUCAUUUCUACCAUCCUCCAAUUCCCUUCCACGCUGGGCAGGUACAAAGCGUUUUCCACCUGUGCCUCUCACCUCAUUGUUGUCAUAGUGCACUAUGGAUGUGCCUCUUUUAUCUACCUAAGGCCCAAGUCCAGCUACUCUUCCAGCCAGGAUGCGCUGAUAUCAGUAUCCUACACUAUCCUAACUCCGUUAUUCAAUCCAGUCAUCUACAGCUUAAGAAACAAAGACUUCAAAUCAGCUCUUCAUAGGGUAAUAGGAAGAACAGUUACCCUAAGACAACACUGAUCUGUAGAACACUUUUUAUAUCUCAAAUAACUAAGAAUAACGGACUCGGAGGGAAAUUCUGAACAUGGAAAUAACUAAGCAAUUGAGUGCCAUGGUCA
Molecule: messenger RNA, 1096 nt
Organism: Mus musculus (house mouse)
Lineage: Eukaryota; Metazoa; Chordata; Mammalia; Rodentia; Muridae
Gene: Or10k2
Product: olfactory receptor family 10 subfamily K member 2
Exons: 1
Coding region: 54-998 (314 amino acids)
Biological process (GO): signal transduction; G protein-coupled receptor signaling pathway
Cellular component (GO): plasma membrane; membrane
Molecular function (GO): olfactory receptor activity; G protein-coupled receptor activity
Source: RefSeq, marked validated